AUGAAGACACCUAUAUGGUCGAGGAUACGCCUUCCCUUAUCGGCGCGCAAUAAUCUACCCACCACUAUAUCGCGACGCGUUAGUACAAUCAGCGCGAGGGACGAUCAAACCCUCCUCCUCACAGGCGGCCGCGUCCUGGGCUACGCCGAAUAUGGCUGCCAAACCGGCUACCCGCUCAUGUUCUUCCACGGGUUUCCCUCGUCGCGCCUCGAGGCCCAAGGCGUCGACCAUCUGGCUCACCGCCGCCACCUCCGCGUCAUCGUCCCCGACCGCCCCGGCUUCGGCCUCUCCACCUUCCAACCCCACCGCCGCAUCACGGACUGGCCCGCCGAUGUGCGAGCUCUCGCCCACCACCUUGGCUUAUCCCGCUUCGCGGUUCUGGGCGGCUCCGGCGGCGGCCCAUAUGCACUGGCGUGCGCACACGCGCUGCCACGUGAGAUGUUGUCCGCUGUUGGCAUCAUGGCCGGAGCGGGACCGUGGCAAGCGGGGACGCAGGAUGUGCCACUGUCGUCGCGGGCAGUGUAUUUGGCAGCGAAAUACUGGCCUGGUGGGCUUAGAGCGCUGACGGACGUGCUGGUGGGGACGCUCAGAAGGGGCCUGGCUACCCGCCCGGCAAGUAGGUGGAUUGACGAUUGGCUAAAUAAAGUCGAGCAGGAACAUGAGAGGGGCUCAACAAUUGAAGAACGGAGGAAGCGGGUACUACGCAUGGCCUUUGAGGGUUUUGCACAGGGCGCUGAGGGUUUUGUGCUUGAGACGCAGCUGUUGACGCAGGACUGGGGGUUCAGAUUCGAGGACGUCGCAUAUGACAAUAUUCAGCUGUGGCAUGGAACGCAGGAUAAGAAUGCGCCGGUGCGGAUGGUGCGGUAUAUGGUAGAGCGCCUGCCUCACAGUGUCCUCCGGGAGUUUGAAGGCGACAGUCACUUCACUCUCUUCCGUCAUCUAGAAGAGAUCUUAUCGGACCUCGUUCCGGAGAAGAACUUACCGGAUUGCAGUACUAAGGCGUAA
Coniosporium apollinis CBS 100218 is the source of this 1005-nucleotide messenger RNA. RefSeq lists its product as uncharacterized. The transcript has a single exon. The coding region runs from base 1 to 1005 and encodes 334 amino acids. NCBI's taxonomy places the organism in Eukaryota, Fungi, Ascomycota, Dothideomycetes. The record is from RefSeq and is a predicted model, not a curated record.